AUGCGCCAACAUGCUGAGAACGGAGUGGGAAACCAGACUACUACUGAAUGUGAUGGCACCGACAAUGCCAAUAACAUCAACGCCGCAGUUAAGAAUAUUCUGGUAACGGGUGGGGCGGGCUUUAUCGGCGGGUGGUUUAUUCGUCACAUGCUCAAGACUUAUGGGAAUGACUAUGAGAUCAUCUGCCUUGAUAGUCUGGAAUAUUGCGCUUCUUUCAAAAAUUUCUCCCAGGUUGAGCACCUUCCAAACUUCCAUUUCAUCAAAGGGGAUAUUUCGGACCAACAGCAUGUUGAGAGAAUUCUGAAAGAUUACCAUGUCGAUGCGAUCAUCCAUCUUGCUGCAGAGUCUCAUGUCGAUCACUCCUUCAAGGACCCGCUCGCUUUCACGGCGAUUAACAUCCUCGGCACGCAUUGCCUGCUUGAGACAUGCCGAAAAUACGAUUCAAUUAAAAGAUUUGUAUAUGUCUCCACCGAUGAGGUCUACGGUCCGAAUGAAACCGAAUUAUUUCCUUUCACGGAGGAACACCCUCUGAAACCUACCAAUCCAUAUGCUGCAACCAAAGCAGCAGCGGAAAUGAUUAUCCAUAGUUAUCGCAAGUCUUUUCAAAUGCCAACUAUUGUCACAAGGUGCAACAACGUCUUUGGUCCUUAUCAAUACCCUGAAAAGCUGAUUUCGAAGUUCAUCAUCCUCCAACAAAAAGGCGGCAAGAUUCCAAUCCAGGGCGAUGGCCGAAAUAUCCGCGCAUUUAUUUUUGCGGCUGAUGUGGCGGAGGCACUGGAUACGAUCUUCCACAAGGGGGCCGACGGUGAGACAUACAAUAUCUCAUCCGACACCCAUUUGCAAGUCCUCCAGGUGGCCGAAAAGAUCUUCCAGCACAUUGCUGGUCAGAAUACUUCAGAUUCACUGACUUCCUGGGUCGAAAAUAUUGAAGAUCGCCCAUAUAAUGACAAACCAAUUUCGAUGAAGGUCUAG
Penicillium manginii is the source of this 972-nucleotide messenger RNA. RefSeq lists its product as uncharacterized. The record is from RefSeq and is a predicted model, not a curated record. The transcript has 4 exons. The coding region runs from base 1 to 972 and encodes 323 amino acids. NCBI's taxonomy places the organism in Eukaryota, Fungi, Ascomycota, Eurotiomycetes, Eurotiales, Aspergillaceae.